AUGAACGACGCACUAUCCAACGCCGUAACUUCUGCUCCCGCACCGGAGGCCCGCAAGGACCGCUACCGCGUCUCCAGUCUUCUGGUCAAGAAGAACGGCAUGACGGACGAGGAGUUCUUCACCUAUUGGCGCGACGUACACGGCCCCCUCUUCGCGGGUCUGGAGAUCGUGAAGAAGAACCUCAUCAAGUAUGAGCAGGUGCAUUACAAUAACGCCUUCGAGAAGGGCGUCUUGGCCAACGGCUACGCCGUCCCAGAUUUCCAUGGGAUCGCUGUCUUCGAGGCAGAGUCCUUCGAGAAGAUCCUUGAGAUCUUCGACAGUGAAGAGUACAAGCGCACGGUCUUCCUGGACGAGGACAAAUUCAUCGAGCGCAGCAAGUGUGUGUUCUGCCCCGGCUCCCUGGUUCCAUAUAUUGGCUAG
This is a messenger RNA of Trametes versicolor FP-101664 SS1, 420 nucleotides long. RefSeq lists its product as uncharacterized. The transcript has 2 exons. NCBI's taxonomy places the organism in Eukaryota, Fungi, Basidiomycota, Agaricomycetes, Polyporales, Polyporaceae. The coding region runs from base 1 to 420 and encodes 139 amino acids. The record is from RefSeq and is a predicted model, not a curated record. Gene Ontology annotation, molecular function: oxidoreductase activity.